AUGGGCCUUUGUUCAGCUGUGGACACAUUACCGCUGCACGGUGACACUAUGAGUUCCAAACCGCUGAUAGUGAACGAACUACUGGCGUUUCUAGUCCAUGCCAUUGACUACAUGGAUGAGGUGAGCAUACUGCAAAUAUGCCGAUCCAAUUACAAGGAGGAGGAAGUCAGCAGCGCCAAGCUGUUACUGUUCCAGUCCCUGGGAAAACUAGACCAAAUGCCGUCUCGUCGCAGAGAUGGCACCGAGAAGAGUCUCCAAGACAUCAUCGAUAUGUUGAAGAAGACCGAUCCAGAUGACGUGCCUGACUUCGUGGCGAGGGAGCUAAGUAAACUACCCCCUGUCACCUUCGAUCACGUUGAUGUUACGAGACUGCUAAAGGACAUUACAUCACUGAAAGGUGAGAUGACCAAGAUGCAGUCCAGAAUGGAGGAGUCAGACAAAAUCAUUGCUGAUCUACGUGCCGAAAUUACAUCACUGCGCAAUACAGGCUCAGUAAUUAGGUCACCUGAGGCCUCAAAGGUGAACACACGUCGCGGAGCGCUGAACGCCACAAUCGGCAGUUUUGAGUCUGCGAAUACAAGUGUGUUGUCAACUGCCAAAAUCGCAGACGAAGCAUCGCUCGCCGUCGCCGUCACCCGCACCUCUACACCGGCUGCGGUAACGUCACACGUAGGUACGACGACCCCUACACGUGCUUACGCAGAUAUUGUCGCCAAGAAAACAACUGCGUUGCAGACUAAGCGACCUACUGAAAAGGGGAUUAAGCAGAAGAGCUGUCAGCACGCGUGCCAAAAGCAGCAAGUCGAUAGAGAUGGCUUUAUCACUGUUCAGAGGAAGAAAAAGAAGUCAUCCCAAAACAAGUGCGGCACUGCACCGACCGGGCCGAAACAUUUGCUGCGUCCAGCUGUACCAGGGACGCUGCUGUACGUGUCCAGGCUGCAUUACUCUACAAAGGUCGAGGAGAUUGUAGAGUAUAUUCAGAUCAAAACGAAUUACACUCUAAGGGUUUUGAAAUUAGAAUCCCACCACAGCGUGAAUUUCAAUUCAUUUGUGGUGAGAGUGCCUUCCGUGGAUUUACCAAAAUUCAUGACACCAGAGUUUUGGCCGAAAGGUGUUGUUUUCCGGCGAUUCCGCGGCCGGAUACCUGACACCGCGCAGCACACGACGCCGACACAGCACAAUAGUCGUGAUAAUUAG
This is a messenger RNA of Spodoptera littoralis (African cotton leafworm), 1197 nucleotides long. Lineage: Eukaryota; Metazoa; Arthropoda; Insecta; Lepidoptera; Noctuidae. The record is from the annotation of a GenBank genome assembly.